GGCCGCUCCCCCUCUGGCCAUUUUCAGCAAAGUGGCGCCUUUUUGGAAACUUUUUAAACUCAAAGUUUUAAACAAUGAUAUUUGUGAAACAAAUAUUUUUGGUCGGCACAUCUAUGUAAAUCACAAGAUUUCUAUUCAUGCAGCAAUUAAGCAUUUUUGUACUAGUCUAGUAGUGUCUACGUUUACAACACGUAUUAACAGCUGCAUCAGUUUGCCAUUCUAAAAAUAACCAUUACUAUGCAUUGCAAUGUUUAAAAAACCUUUAUGGCCAACACUGGCCCAUCAAGUGGUUACCAAUGCCAACACUAGCACAUCAAGUGGUGACCAGGGCCAAAACUAGCACAUCAAGUGGUGACCAAUGCCAACACUAGCACAUCAAGUGGUGACCAGGGCCAAAACUAGCACAUCAAGUGGUGACCAGGGCCAAAACUAGCACAUCAAGUGGUGACCAAUGCCAACACUGGCCCAUCAAGUGGUGACCAGGGCCAACACUAGCACAUCAAGUGGUGACCAGGGCCAAAACUAGCACAUCAAGUGGUGAUCAAUGCCAACACUAGUACAUCAAGUGGUGACCAGGGCCAAAACUAGCACAUCAAGUGGUGACCAGGGCCAACACUAACACAUCAAGUGGUGACCAAUGCCAACACUGGCCCAUCAAGUGGUGACCAGGGCCAAAACUAGCACAUCAAGUGGUGACCAGGGCCAACACUAGCACAUCAAGUGGUGACCAAUGCCAACACUGGCCCAUCAAGUGGUGACCAGGGCCAACACUAGCACAUCAAGUGGUGACCAGGGCCAAAACUAGCACAUCAAGUGGUGAUCAAUGCCAACACUAGUACAUCAAGUGGUGACCAGGGCCAAAACUAGCACAUCAAGUGGUGACCAAUGCCAACACUAGCACAUCAAGUGGUGACCAAUGACAACACUAGCCCAUCAAGUGGUGACCAGGGCCAAAACUAGCACAUCAAGUGGUGACCAAUGCCAACACUACCACAUCAAGUGGUGACCGAUGCCAACACUAGCACAUCAAGUGGUGACCAGGGCCAACACUGGCCCAUCAAGUGGUGACCAGAGCCAACACUAGCACAUCAAGUGGUGACCAGGGCCAACACUGGCCCAUCAAGUGGUGACCAGAGCCAACACUGGAGCCUCUACCAUUUUAAAUGGAAUAAUAUUUGAGACGUUAGGACUAUGUCACUACUACUGUACUGAAAUUGUUAAUGUAUUUUUUAUGCUCAUCUGUGAGCGCUGUUCCCCGUGUUCCCAUAUCAUGUGACAUCUGGGACUCUGGGUAGUUGUGCCUGUGUCCGUGUCAUUCAAACCCCAGGCUGCUAAGGACAUGGAUGGUGCAGUUGCUUAGGUUAAAAUGGUUAUGUAAACCUAAUGAAGGCCAACGCAUCAGAAAGACGGAUCUCCUCCAGAAAAAACCUACUCAGUAUGCCACUUGUUCAGCGUGAGGAGAAAGAAAUGUGUAGCAGGGUUACGCAUACUUUGACUAAUGCGUUUUCAAAUGUCUUAUCGGCGCCAUUUCCUGAAAACAAUCAAAAUUAUGAUUUAAAUGAAGAUAUUAGCACUUCACUAAUUUCGAAAAACAGAACAAAAUGCAUGAAAGAAAACUAUGAAUCACAUAAGGAGGCAUCACGGCAAUCUUUGCAAUCAACACAUUCCAUAUUGGAGUACACUGAAAACCGCACUGUUCUCAAAUGCAGCAAUAUGCAAACUUUGAUGAAUUUGUUGAAGGGGACAGCUGGCACGGGAAUUUUAUCUUUACCAUUUGCCUUUAAAAACAGUGGAUUAUGGACAGGUUUUGGACUUUUCCUGAUUAUAGCCUUGGUUGCAGUUCACUGUAUGCAUAUUUUAAGUGACAGCAGUAACAGACUAGAACAAAGAGCUGGGAGGCAAAUUGCCAAUUACGCAGACGUUGUAGAACUGGCAUUUUCCCACGGACCUAAAGGCUUGCAGAGGCUGGCCAAGCCUAUGAGAUAUGUUUCGAAUACACUGAUCUGCAUCAUGCAAUGUGGAUUUUGUUGUGUCUACAUAGCCUGGGCGUCAGUCACUAUUAAAGAGGUGCUUGACCAGUACUGGCCAUCCAGUCCAAAUGUCCGAGUUUAUGAAGUGACAGUCUUUCUGCUCCUGCUGCCUUAUGUCAUGAUACGAAGUUUGAAAAUCUUGGCCGUGUUUUCUGCAGUAGCUAAUGUCAUUUACCUUGUCGGUCUGAUCGUCAUUUUGCAGUACAUGUUACAGGAUCUUCCCAAUCAAAAAGAACGUCCAGUUUUUAAAUCGUGGUCUUCCCUCACUAUGUUCUUUGGUACAUCCGUGUAUUCAUUCGAGAGCAUUUGCCUGAUAAUUCCUCUGAGGAACAGAAUGCAAAACGUGUCAGAUUUUGGCGGAUGGUCCGGAGUUCUUAGCCUGGCUAUGGUGAUAGUUACUGCCAUGUACACGGCAGUUGGUUUCUACGGAUAUUUGAAGUUUGGAGAAGAUUCUGCUGCAGCCAUCACUCUUAACCUCCCAGUAAAGCAGAUCCUUUACCAGUUGGUCAACGUAAGCUUCGCUGUCGCAGUUUUCAUCUCAGUUGCCGUCCAGUUUUAUGUUCCCAUCAAUGUUGUUUGGCCAGUGAUUGAAAACUGGUUUCUACAUAGGACAUCAUCUCCAGCUUUCCAAGUCUUAGAGUAUCUGACAAGAGCAGUGUUGCUGAUCAUCAUAUUCAGUAUCGCCACCCUAGCCCCUCACAUCGAACUGUUGAUGGCACUGUUUGGAUCGUUCUGUGGGGGUUUGAUGUCUAUUAUAAUACCGGUGUUUGUAGAAAUGUUGACCCUAUAUGGAGAUGAAGAACUUACAGCUUUAGUGCUGGCAAAAGAUGUUUUUCUCUUGUGCUUUGGUCUGUUGGGUCUUACUACAGGAACCUACACAGCUAUGCUUGACAUCAGCCAGACAUUUUGACAUCCUGAAGUUCACUAGAGAAACACAGCUAUGCUUGACAUCAGCCAGACAUUUUGACAUCCUGAAGUUCACUAGAGAAACACAGCUCUGCUUGACCAACAUCCUCAAAUUAAUUAUUGUAUUUGUAUAUUAGAAAAAAAUUAAUUUCACCCAAUAAACUAUUGUCACUAAAAAUAAUCUUGACAGCAUGGUUGGGUGGUAGAACACUUGAUGGCUGACCCAAUGUUUAAAAUUCAGAUCUUGAUCAGGACUUGAGUCAGCAGUAUGUACCUGACUCAAGAUUGGGCUGGGCACACCAUUAUAUGCAGAUGGAUAGAAACUUAUCAACUCAAUCUGCCCAAUGGAUUGUUAGGUCUGAGAAAGGG
Physella acuta is the source of this 3305-nucleotide messenger RNA. Its product is annotated as proton-coupled amino acid transporter 2. Gene Ontology annotation, cellular component: vacuolar membrane. NCBI's taxonomy places the organism in Eukaryota, Metazoa, Mollusca, Gastropoda, Physidae. Gene Ontology annotation, molecular function: L-amino acid transmembrane transporter activity. Gene Ontology annotation, biological process: amino acid transmembrane transport. The record is from RefSeq and is a predicted model, not a curated record.